This is a messenger RNA of Alosa alosa (allis shad), 899 nucleotides long. It is a transcript of the gene guca1aa, whose product is annotated as guanylate cyclase activator 1A. Gene Ontology annotation, molecular function: calcium sensitive guanylate cyclase activator activity; calcium ion binding. The transcript has 4 exons. NCBI's taxonomy places the organism in Eukaryota, Metazoa, Chordata, Actinopteri, Clupeiformes, Clupeidae. The coding region runs from base 186 to 755 and encodes 189 amino acids. The record is from RefSeq and is a predicted model, not a curated record.
UUGUGUGACUGUGAAGCGAGGUUAUCCAUCUCCCUUCCACAGUAGACCAAUCAGGCAAUCCAGAAGGCACUAAGGCACGAGCACCAAGACUUAGAUUCCACUGUAAGGGUUCUCUUGUUUCGUCUGCUUAGUCAGUCAGCCAGUCACACGUACAGUCGCUACCCACCCUUUUUUGAAAGUUAGACAUGGGGAACACCUCUGGAUGCACUGUGGAUGACCUCCAGGCCGUGGAGAUGCACCUCUGGUACAAGAAGUUCAUGAUCGAGUGUCCUUCAGGUCAGCUCACGAUGCACGAGUUCAAGCAGUUCUUCGGGCUCCGGGGCCUAGACCCUGAGGCCACCGCCUACAUCGAGCAGAUGUUUCGCACUUUUGACAUGAACAAGGAUGGCUACAUAGACUUCAUGGAGUACGUGGCUGCCCUGAGUCUUGUGAUGCGGGGUAAAAUGGAGCACAAACUGCGCUGGUACUUCAAGCUCUACGACGUGGAUGGCAAUGGCUGCAUUGACCGACAUGAACUUCUCAACAUCAUAAAGGCCAUUCGUGCAAUUAAUGGAAACGACACCCAGGAGAUCUCGGUCGAGGAAUUCACCAACCGUGUGUUUGAUAGGAUCGAUAUUAAUGGAGAUGGGGAGCUUUCACUGGAAGAGUUUGUGGCGGGCGCUCGAACCGAUGAUGAGUUCAUGGAGGUGAUGAUGAAGAGUUUAGACCUUGCACACAUAGUGGCCAUGAUCCACAAUCGCAGACACAGUGUUUGAGGAGCUUUGCCAUCUUUGAAACCUUAAAAUAAUGUUCCAAAAUCGUUUCAGUGGUUCAUCAACUCAUAACAGGGUUAACGGCACUUCUGCAUUCGCUUUGCGACCCUAUAUCGGCUAUAACCGUACUAUGCAAGUUUGCCAGAU